AUGCCGUGCCGCCCUCUCACGCACGGGGCCCCGCUGCCCCCCCGGUGCGCCGCGCAGGCGCACGGGCGGCCCCGCUGGCCCCCGCGGCGGCCCGCCAGCUCGCGGGCGCUCGUCCGCGCGGCGCCCGAUGGCGACGACGCGGCAGCGCGCGUCGCGGACCCGGCGCCCGCCGACGACGCCAGCGCGGGCACUCCCCCCCCUGACAUCGACUCGGACGAAUUCUUCGGCGAGAAGGGCGCGCGCGAGAAGGAGAAGAAGCCCGAGUACCUCGACCUCGGCGAUCCCGUCGGGCUCGUGCGCGCCGCCGCGCUCCCGGCAGCCCCCGAGGUUGAGGCCGUGAUCUCCGCGGGCACCGAGGGCCUCGACGCCGACCGCGUGCUGGGGAUGUUUCCGUUCCAGCUGGACGACUUUCAGAUCGCGUCGCUGCAGGCGCUCCUCGAGGGCAAGUCCGUCGUGGUCUGCGCGCCCACGGGCGCCGGCAAGACUGCGAUUGCGGAAUCGGCCGCGGCGGCGUUUCUGGCCCGCGGGAAGCGCGUGGUGUACACGACGCCGCUCAAGGCGCUGUCGAACCAGAAGCUGUACGAGCUGCGGCAGCGGUUCGGGUCGGCGCGGCUGGGUCUGCAGACCGGCGACGCGUCCCUGAACACCGACGCGGACAUCACCGUGAUGACCACGGAGAUCCUGCGCAACAUCAUGUACCGCGUGCAGCACGGCGGGGACGCUGCGGAAGCCGCGGACGGCGCGGGCGAUGCGGGCGGAGAGAGCGCAGAAGAAGACCCCCCCCCCGACAGACUGGACGUCCUGACUGAGGACGAGGACGCGAUGGACGCGGCGGUGGUGGCGCCCGGGUCGCCCGAGGGCGGCGGCGGGAGCACGCGGCUGCACGACGUCGGGCUCGUGGUGCUCGACGAGGUGCACUAUCUGUCGGACCCGCACCGCGGGGGCACGUGGGAGGAGGUGGUCAUCAACUGCCCCCCCGGGGUGUCGAUCCUGGCGCUGUCCGCGACGGUCGAGAACCCCGAGGACCUCGCCGGGUGGAUCCGGCAGGUCCACGGCCCCUGCGACACCGUCAUCACUAAGCUCAGGCCGGUCCCGCUGAUGUGGCACUUCUGCCUCGACCCCACCGGUGCGGGCGAGGACAACGCGGAGCUCUUCCCGCUGCUGAACCCGUCGGGCCGGCAGCUCGCGUGGGACCUCCAGGUGGCGCUCGGGAUGGCCGAGGACGUGGAGCUGGAGGCGAAGAAGGGGCGGCGGGGGCGCGACGGGAGCUGGGAGGACUGGGCCGACCCUGGGGAGUGGAAGCAGGCCGCGAGGAAGAAGUUCGGAGCCAGGGACCGCAUGCGGACGAUGAUUCCGUCGAUGCCGGGGGCGCUCGAGGCGCUGCGGCGCGAGGACAUGCUCCCCGCGAUCUGGUUCAUUUUCAGCCGCCGCGGGUGCGACCAGGCCGUGGAGCGUGCCGGGCGGGCGUGCAAGGCCUUCACCACGCCCGAGGAGCGCGAGCAAAUCGCCGCGGAGCUCGAGGCCCUGCGCGCCGAGCAGCCCGAGGCCGUGCGCGAGGCCCUCGAGGACGCCCUCCUCGCGGGCAUUGCGUCCCACCACGCCGGGUGUCUGCCUGCUUGGAAAUCCCUGGUGGAGUCUCUCUUCCAACAGGGGCUCCUGAAGGUCGUGUUCGCGACGGACACGCUCGCGGCGGGCAUCAACAUGCCCGCGCGGACGACCGUGAUCGACGCGCUGUCGCGGCGGCGCGGCGAGGGCCACGUGACGCUGACGCACAACGAGCUCCUGCAGAUGGCCGGGCGGGCCGGGCGGCGCGGGUUCGACACGCUCGGGCACUGCGUGAUCCUGCAGGGGCGCUUCGAGGGCGCGGAGGACGCGGCCGACAUCAUCAUCCGCGGGCCGGAGCCGCUGCAGAGUCGCUUCGCCGCCGGAUACGGCAUGGUGCUCAACGUGCUGGCGACGCGGACGCUCGAGGAGGCAAAGGCGUUCGUGGAGCGGUCCUUCGGGGCGUACAUGGGCGGGGACGCUAUCCGGGAGCGGCUCGCGGAGAUCGAGGGGAUGGAGGAGCGCGCGGCGGCGAUGAUUGAGGAGGUGGAGGGCAAGCACGGGGAGCGGGCGGGAGCGCAGGACGCGGCGGCGGCGGCGGCGGAGCUGCGGAAGUCGAAGGUGCGGCUGCGCGAGGAGCGGGCGACGCUGCGGAACCUGCGGCGUCAGGCCGCGGAGGACCGCGGAGAGAGGAUUGCUGCGCUGUUGACGAGCGGGCAGGAGGGGCAGCUGCCGCGGGCGGCGGCGAUCAAUUUGUCGGCGCUGGAGGGCAACGGGAUGGACAUCUUGGACGACGACGCGCCGCUGCUGCGCGCGGUGGUUGUGGGCGUCGCGGGCCCGGAGCUCGCAAUUGUGCCGCCGGCGGACACGGGGGCCGGGCAGCAGGCGGCGCUGGCGCGCGCGAUGAUGGCUGCGGAUGCGGCGAGCCGCGCGGGCCGCGGGCUGGCGAGCGAGGACUCGGACGACGACGACGAGGACGACAGCGAGGGCAGCUACGACGACGACGACGACGACGAUGACGACGACUUUGAGGACGCGUCCGAGGACGAGGCGGUGUCGUGGCUGCGGUGGCCGCGGCGCCUCGUGUGCGUGGCUGCGGACGGGUUCUGCUACAUCGUGAACCCGGACUCCGUGGUGGGCCUCGGCCCGGUGCUGCCGCCGGGGGACGUACUGGACGCAGCGCGCGAGGCCGCGCUGGCGCUCCCGCAGGCGGAGUGGCGGUCGAUUGGCGGGCCGCUCUCCGGCGCGGGGUACGCGGAGGCGCCUGGCGCCGUGAAUGACGCGGAGGCGGCGAUUCGCGCCGCGACGACAGGGCAGAUCGAUUACGUGGCGAUCGACGAAGACAUGGAGAUGGCAGUGCGCUUCCAGGGCCGCAUCGUCGACGAGAUCCGCGAGCGCGUCCGGUCGGCGCGGGCAGCCAAGUCGAAGAACACCCUCCCGCGGAAGGCAACAAAGAAGCUCGCUCGCGCCGGGAAGCUCAUGCGCCGCGCCGAGCGCCUGCGCAAGCAGCUGGAGGCCCGUACGGCGCACGGCUGGCGUGCGUUCGAGGACGUGGUGGGGGUGUUGCAGGACGCGGGGGCCCUGGAAGCGGAAGAGUCCCCCGGGGGACAUUUGGCGGCGCGGCCGCUCGGGGACGUGGCGCGCCAGGUGCGCUGCGAGAACGAGCUGUGGAUGGCGAUGGCGCUCACGCACCCCGCCACGCAGCUGCUGUCUCCGCGGGCCUUCGCCGGGCUGGUGGGUGCGCUGGUGACACCGGGCGUGGUGGGCUCGCGGCCGGGGGUGUCGUGCGGGUACCGGCCGAGCCGGACGGUGCUCGACGCGAUCGAGUCGAUGGUGGACGCGGCGGACAAGCUGGACGAGCUCCAGGCCGCCCGGCGAAACCUGGACUCCCCCGUCGACAUCGACGUCAGGCUGUCGGGGCUGUGCGAGGCCUGGGCGGGCGGCGUGUCGUGGGACCAGCUGACGGAGGACACCGCACUGGACGACGGCGACGUUGCGCGGCUGCUGUCGCGCGUGUGCGACCUGUUGCGGCAGGUGGUGCGCUGCGACGCACUCACGGACGAGCUGCGCGGCACGGCGCGCGCGGCCCUGCGCGCGAUGGUGCGUCAGCCCAUCUCUGAGCUGUGA
Messenger RNA from Pedinophyceae sp. YPF-701, 3669 nucleotides. The record is from the annotation of a GenBank genome assembly. Lineage: Eukaryota; Viridiplantae; Chlorophyta; Pedinophyceae.